Cetraspora pellucida is the source of this 282-nucleotide messenger RNA. The record is from the annotation of a GenBank genome assembly. NCBI's taxonomy places the organism in Eukaryota, Fungi, Glomeromycota, Glomeromycetes, Diversisporales, Gigasporaceae.
AUGGAGCUUAAACAAAAACCAGAAGUUGAAACAAAAAAGAUCAGAGCUGUAAAAAUUAUACAACAAAAAUGGAUUGAGAUUAUGUAUAAGCCCAAUGGUCUCAAAGCUAAAGAACUCGCUGAGCAUUAUAAAUUAUUAUGGGCAGUUAGAGAAGAAAUGCAUCAGCAUAAAAAUCUUCUUAGUACAAAUAAACUACAGAAUUUAUUUAUUUUUCAACAUCUACUUCAACCUCAAUCAGGCUGGAUACUGAUAGCUAUUUCAUUGGAGAAUAGUAAAGAAUAA